AUGAACCACGCCAAGUGCGAGCGAGAAGCCGAAGGGAUGGCAUCGGAGGACGUCAACGGGUACCGGCGCGUACGGCUGGUGGGGUCUGGGUCGUUUGGCAAGGCGUGGCUCGUGCAGCGUAAGACAUCGCUCUCGCAGUAUGUGAUGAAGGAGAUUGCGGUGCGCUUGCUGGACGAGGGUGCACGCAAGGCAGCCGUGAACGAGGUAAUGGUGCUGCAGCAGCUGCGACACCCGUACAUUGUGCGAUACCGCGACGCCUUUUGCCACAACGGCAUGUUGUGCAUCUGCAUGGAAUAUGCGGCAGGUGGCGAUCUUUCCGCUCGCAUCGCAAAGCAGCGAGCGCAGGGCUUGUUUCCGGAGGCCAAGGUGCUGGAUUACCUCACCCAGCUCACGCUCGCGCUUGCAUAUCUACAUCGAAAGAACAUUCUGCACAGAGACCUCAAAAGCCAGAACGUGUUCUUGUCAGCGAGGGACCACGUCAAGCUGGGGGACUUUGGCAUCUCAAAGGUGCUGACAGACACGCAGCAGCACGCGAGCACUCUGGUUGGCACGCCGUUCUAUCUCUCGCCAGAGAUUUGCAUGUCCAUGCCGUAUGGGCAGAAGAGCGACACGUGGGCGCUGGGGUGCGUGCUGUAUGAGCUGCUGACACUCAAGCACGCGUUCCGUGCACACAGCAUCAGCAGCCUGAUGGUGCGCAUCAUGGGCGGCCACUACCCGGAGCCGAGCCUGGGCUACUCCGCGGCAACGCGGCGCCUGGUCCGCCACCUCCUCGAUGUCCGGCCAGACAGCCGCUGGGACACGAGCGUCCUGCUCCAGCAGCACGUGCUGCAGCCGCAUGUUCUCAAAUACGUCAAGGCGUGCGACAUGGACCAUGUUCCCCUCGGACCCCACCUGCGCGCAGCCAUCGCGGAGAAGGCCGCCGCACCACACGCCCAGCUGCGCAAGGAGCAGGUACAGGUGCAGCCGGCCCAGACGCGGCGACCGGUUCGGAAGCUACCAAGGCCGGAACCGUCAUUGUCACCUUCGCCGAUCAAGCGCCAGGAUGUGCCCGACCGGGAGCACGAACAUCAGCCAGGCCAGCCAGUGCAGAGGUCGCCCCAGCAUGACCACCAGCACCAGCACCAGCACCAGCAGCAGCUUGUGGAAGAUGGCCGAGCAAAAGUCACCCUUCGGACACCGCACACCGAACGACUGACGAGCUGUGAACCCGACGACGAGGAAUGGGGUGUGGAGGAUGAGGAGGAAGAAGAAGAGACCACAGAGGAGAGAGGGGACGUCGAGUGCGUUGAAGAGCAAGGUGCACGCCAACACCAACAACAGCAACAGCAGCAGCACCAAGGGCAUGGUCAUCACCACAACAAAGACGCGAGGAAUGCAAGCCGGUCAACAGCGUCUGAGCAAGAGGAGGUGGCCAAGUUCAUGCUUGGGGACGCAACGCUGCAUCUGCAAGGCGUGAAGAGCGACGACAGCAUGUUCACGAGGCUGGAGGCGCUUCGGCAGUUCCUGGAGCUGCGGCUUGGCGAAGACCGCCUCGCUGCCGCCUACGCAGAGGUCUACGCAACGCUGAUGGAUGACGACGAUGACGAUGAUGAUGAUAACGACGACGGCGAUAGCUUGUGCCUGUCUGAUCCCGUUGUGAACGUGUAUGCGCCUUUAAUCGUGCAGCUGGUGUACGCCGAGCUGUCGACCAAGCAUGACUGA
Molecule: messenger RNA, 1701 nt
Organism: Salpingoeca rosetta
Lineage: Eukaryota; Choanoflagellata; Craspedida; Salpingoecidae
Product: NEK/NEK1 protein kinase
Exons: 2
Coding region: 1-1701 (566 amino acids)
Biological process (GO): protein phosphorylation
Molecular function (GO): ATP binding; protein kinase activity
Source: RefSeq, a predicted model, not a curated record